Molecule: messenger RNA, 1959 nt
Organism: Trichoderma reesei QM6a
Lineage: Eukaryota; Fungi; Ascomycota; Sordariomycetes; Hypocreales; Hypocreaceae
Exons: 3
Coding region: 1-1959 (652 amino acids)
Molecular function (GO): nucleic acid binding
Source: RefSeq, a predicted model, not a curated record
AUGUCUCAUCCAUGUUGCGCCAAGGCUGGUUUGGUCAUUCUUCGACAUCAGCAUCUCAAUGAACAAUACUUCGGAGGCAACGAGGACCAGAUCAAGAGCAAGUCCAUCGCUUUCAACACCCUCCCACACGACACCCACGCGGGGCUGGUGGACUUCUGCCAGCCUGUGAAGGUGAUCAGCACGUCUUCCAAGGCGCAGAAGCUGGCCGACAAGGCGACUGACGAGAACGCCCAAAAGUGCAACGAAAAAGGCUUCACUUUCGACAAGAGGACCAUGUGGGCCAAGGACUCGAACAUCGGCGCCAGGACUCGUGAGCCGAACUGGACCGACGAGCAGAUUCAGACCAUCAACGCGAUGGCCAAGACCAAGCUGCCCCUGAAGGACGUGUCCGACACCAGACGCGUGGUUCCAGACCCCAACGGUACCUACGUGACGUACGACGAUAGGGGCGCUGCGCUGAUCAGGUCUCCAGCCUUCCUCAACAACAUCGACCCGGAGAAGUACUGCAUCGGGAUGGGGAGGGCCAAGGGUGACCUGAAAACGGGGAACAACAGGCUCUAUUCCGACGUUGUGAUGAGGUCAAGGGACGGGACCUGGAUCACCAACCAGUGGACGUGCAAGGGCAUCGUCAUCGAAGGCGUCCCGAGGAAGACCUUGGACAAACGGCCCCGGGUGAUGCACGUCUCGGCCGGGACGGGCAAGGAGAGGCGCAUCGGUCAUGAGUUCGUCCGCAUUGGCCUCCCCAGGAUGUACUUUGCUCCUGUGUUCGAGACGCUGAAGUCCGAGUACCCCAGUCUGUUGGACAGGGUCGUGAUCACCGUGGGGUACUACUGGCUGUACGCCUCCUGGGGCGUGACGGGGACUCCGGGCAAGUACAAGUACAUGGCGGCCCCUGGCAAGUUGGCCGAGACCCAGGAGCUAUCGAAGAUUCUCUGGAUGGCCAACGGCCAGAGCUGCCUCUGCCAGGCGACCAUCGCCAUCUCUACGGCGUUUCCUGGAAAGCUGUCAGGGAACAUGAUCGUCAGGGACGGAGACGGCUGCAGCCUGAGCAUCAAGCUUCACAACGCCUUACACCUCAAGAUGGUUGACUACAGGAGUCCUCCGCCCGUGGAAGAGGCCAGGACCGAGGCAAACAAGAGGAACAGCUCAAAGGUCAUGCCUACGUCCAGCAACAGGGAGACGGUCCCCAUGAAGGUGUGGUCCAAGGACUUCAUCGUCAAAGCCUGCACCUUGAGGUUGGGAUUCAACAAGUGUAUGGCUCACAUGGAGAUUGAGGAUGUCGAGAAGCACGAGCCACAGGUCAAGAAUCCCGGAAGACUCAUCACAGUGUACUACGGCAUUCAGCUCAGCAACGACGGGGAGGUUGAGCAGAUCGGCGCCCGUACCAACGAUGGCUACACGUUUAGCGGCAUAAUCAGGACCAGCGUCAGGACGAACAAGAGCCCCAUCCUCAGGAAGUUCAGGGCCGACGUCUGGAACUUUCUGGCCUCGGAUCCCAGGUCGGUGAUGCAGUCUUUCGUCGAUUGGAUGGAGACGCUCCUCAUCAACUCUGAGCAGGGAUCGCCCAGGAACCUCAAGAUCAUGCUCAUCGCGCACAACGGCGUGUUGUUCGACCACUUGCACUUGCUGAGGACCAUGCUUAAGCACGGCAUCGAGCCUCCGGACAUACUCCUGUCAGACUCCAUGGCCAUCUUGAAGAUCAUGAUAGGCAAGAACGAGACGACCGAGCUCGUAGACCUGGGGAACAAGUACGUCCCGUGGAUCGACCACACACCACACGAUGCAGAUAGCGAGGCCCAGGUGCUCAUGGCCGUGAUGAAGCAGGUUUUCAGGAACCCCUCGUCACUCUACAACAGGUUCUCGAUCCACUGCACGAAGUACAUGGCGCUGGUGGGACUGAUCAUGUACCAAAAGACGAUGAGCAUGGAUCAGAGGAUCAGGGAGGCGAUGGCGAGCUGA